AUGGAUCGCAUUUCCGGCCUGCGCUGCCUUGUAGACACGGGUUCCGAGGUCAGCGUGCUGCCGCCUUGCAAGCGUGACCGCGGUUCUAAGUCACCUGGUCCUGCACUCUACGCGGCGAACUCUACCUCCAUCGCCACGUAUGGUCUACGGUUCCUCAUUCUCGACCUUGGCCUGCGGCGCAUGUUCCGGUGGGUCUUCAUCGUAGCCGAUGUCAAUAAGCCUAUCCACGUUUCCGACUUCCUGACCUAUUUCGACCUCAACGUCAGGAUGCGCCGCCGUCGCCUGAUUGACAAAACGCGAUCAGCCGUCGCUGAAGUUCUAUCGGCUGUCGCUCCCACUGGCAUCCGCACGCUAAUUCCACCAUGCCUGUACGCUCGCAUCCUCGAAGACCUUCCUGAUGUGACGAGGCCCUGCAAUUGA
Dermacentor andersoni is the source of this 420-nucleotide messenger RNA. RefSeq lists its product as uncharacterized. The record is from RefSeq and is a predicted model, not a curated record. NCBI's taxonomy places the organism in Eukaryota, Metazoa, Arthropoda, Arachnida, Ixodida, Ixodidae.